AUGGUUAAGACUAAGGGAUGGGAACAAGAAGUUAUUUUAUGCAUCCCUCACCAAACCACCAUCAAAUAUUUAUGCAAAGAAGGUGGUACCUUAAUUGGUAAACAUGAAGACAUUGAGGAAAAAAUCAUUGAUUUCUAUGGCAAGCUGAUGGGCAAAGCUGAAAUGAACCUUAAUGGUUUCGAUAUUGUUUCUAUGAGGAAGGGGAAUCAGGUCACUAUAGAGCAAAGAAACGAUCUCAUUAUGCAUGUUACUGAAACUGAGAUAGUGAAGGCCCUGAAAUACAUUGGUGACAAAAGAGCCCCAGAUUGGGAAAAGUCCUCCCAUACAUUAUCAGAAAAAGCCAAGUUGCAUUUGUUCCGGGUUAGGAAAUUCAUGACCAUAUCUUGCUGGUAUGAGCUUAUAAAAGGGUACUCUAGGAAAGGUGGAACCCCCAAUGGAAGGCUCCAAAUGGAUAUCCAUAAAGCAUAUGACAUUGUGGAUCAUAAGGCUCUUAAGACUAUUUUAAAGGAGAUAGGAUUCCCUAGAAGAUUCAUUGGCUGGAUUAUGUUGGCAGUCACCACUGUCACCUACCGAUUCAAUAUCAAUGGUGUUCAUUCCAUGGAGUUGGUUGCUAGAAGAGGGUUGAGACAAGGGGAUUCAAUAUCUCAUCUAUUGCUUAUGAUCAUAAUGGAGUACCUGCAGAGACAAUUCAACAAGAUUCAAUGGGUUCCUGAUUUUAACUUCCACUCCAAAUGUGAGAAGCUCAAAAUCAUUAACCUUAGCUUUGCGGACGACUUACUAUUGUUCUCAAGAGGUGACACCAAAUCUGUGGAUCUAAUGAUGGAGAAUUUCGAUGAAUUCUCUAAGGCCACAUGUUUGGUUGUAAACCCUCAUAAGUGA
Molecule: messenger RNA, 879 nt
Organism: Lathyrus oleraceus (garden pea)
Lineage: Eukaryota; Viridiplantae; Streptophyta; Magnoliopsida; Fabales; Fabaceae
Exons: 2
Coding region: 1-879 (292 amino acids)
Source: RefSeq, a predicted model, not a curated record